AUGCCCCCAUUUCUGGGUCUUCGGGGCGAUCGCCUCAAUGUGGCUGCCCUCUUGGGAGUGAUGAUGCCUUCUAUCGUCUCAUUUGGCUAUAACCAGUCACUACUGGGCGGCGUCUUAACCUUGAAUAGCUUCGAGCAGCAAUUCCGCGAAAUCGAUGUGGACGAUGCCACUCUCAGUGGAAAGGGUCAAAAGUCAACUGUGCAGGGAACGAUCGUUGCAUUGUACGCCGUAGGAGGCUUAUUUGGCGCUCUCUCGUGUAUUGGCUUGGGCGAUCUCCUUGGUCGUCGGCGGGUCAUUUUAGUGGCAGCAUUGACGCAAAUGGCUGGAGCGAUUCUAAUGGCGAGCGCCUUUGAUUUUGUCCAUCUCAUCAUUGCUCGUCUGAUCCUCGGACUUGGUUGUGGCGGGCUGGUUGCAACUGUACCCAUCUGGCAGUCUGAGAUAUCAUCGCCACAUAAGCGAGGUGCACAUGUGGCGACGACCGGUCUCUUUGCUGGAGCGGGUACAUCGCUUAGUCUCUUUCUGGAUUUGGGAAUGUCAUUUGCUCCUGGAAGUGUGAGCUGGCGCUUCCCCUUCGCUUUCCAGGUGCUGUUUUCAAUCGCGAUAAUCGGAGCCAUCUCACUUAUGCCCGAGUCACCUCGCUGGCUGAUACAACAGAAUCGGACUAUUGAGGCUCGUAAAAUCCUUGCAGCUUUGGAAGAUGUCAAGCCCAAUGAUUCCAAGAUUGACGCUGAGAUUCAGGCCAUACAGUUAUCACUCAAGCUUUCCGGGGAAGGGUCUCUGGGUCAAAUCUUUCAAAUGGGCCCCCAGAGGAUUUUCCAUCGAGCAAUGCUUGCCGCGUCGGUGAUGCUGUUCUUGCAACUGACUGGUGUCAAUGUCAUCACGUUUUUUACCAAUACAAUCUUCGAACAAUACCUUCGAUUAGACUCUGUGACCUCCAGAGUUCUAGCAGCCUCUUAUCAGCUCGUCAGUCUCAUUGGAGGCACAUUUUGCAUAUUCACUGUUGAAGCCUUUGGUCGGCGGGGCUUAAUGCUGGCUGGUGCCACAGGCAAUGCAAUCUGCUUGGCCCUUGUAGCCGGGCUAGGAUCCCAGCCGACGAACAAGGUCGCGAUGCACGCUGCAGUCGUUUUCAUCUUCCUGUACCAUUUUACUUUCAUCAUCGGUUUUGGAGGAGUGGCGUUUUUGUAUGUUGGAGAGAUCGCACCUUUGAAGAUGCGUGCCACUAUCAACGGUAUCAGCGUCGGCACAUUCUGGGCUCUGAAUGUUUUGAUCGCUGAAAUCACGCCCAUUGCAUUCAAUGCUAUAUCUUGGCACCUUUUCAUCAUUUUCGCCGGCUUAAAUGCGGUCAUGGUGGUUCUUGUGUAUUUCCUGAUUCCCGAAACCGCUGGUCGCAGUCUGGAAGAGGUGGACCAGAUUUUCGUCUCCUCGAAAAGUAUCUGGGACUCGGUUUGGGUUGCUAGGCGCUUCCCACGCUCGGUCCCAGAGGAAUUCCAGAAGGCAGCAAAGCAUGACCUGGAGAACUGUCCCUGA
Messenger RNA from Penicillium brasilianum, 1527 nucleotides. The record is from the annotation of a GenBank genome assembly. NCBI's taxonomy places the organism in Eukaryota, Fungi, Ascomycota, Eurotiomycetes, Eurotiales, Aspergillaceae.